Messenger RNA from Meriones unguiculatus (Mongolian gerbil), 6307 nucleotides. It is a transcript of the gene Fam168a, whose product is annotated as family with sequence similarity 168 member A. The transcript has 9 exons. Lineage: Eukaryota; Metazoa; Chordata; Mammalia; Rodentia; Muridae. Gene Ontology annotation, biological process: positive regulation of base-excision repair. The record is from RefSeq and is a predicted model, not a curated record. Bases 268 to 1002 code for a protein of 244 amino acids.
UCCGCCUCCUCCUCUCUUGCCUGCAGCCGAGCGUCCCUUCCCCCACUGUCGGGUUUCUCCGCGGCUACUGCAGAGGGUUCAGAGCCGAGUAGCUGAGGAGAAGGAGGAGGAGGCUCCCGUCCCUGCGCGCCAUCCACCACCCUGCUGGACACGGACGAGGGAACGAGAGCGUCGCCGCUGUAGCCUCCAGACAAGGGCACCGCCGCCUCCGCUGCCGCCGCCGCGGUUUUCGCCUGCAGCAGCUCGCUGGAUCCUCAGUCUUCCACAAUGAACCCCGUUUACAGCCCCGUGCAACCUGGGGCUCCUUAUGGCAACCCUAAGAACAUGGCCUAUACUGGUUACCCCACUGCCUACCCGGCAGCUGCCCCUGCCUACAAUCCCAGCCUGUACCCGACCAAUAGCCCCAGUUAUGCUCCAGAGUUUCAGUUCCUGCAUUCAGCUUAUGCCACUCUGCUGAUGAAACAGGCCUGGCCACAGAACUCAUCCUCCUGUGGCACUGAAGGCACCUUCCACCUCCCCGUGGACACCGGAACCGAGAACCGAACUUACCAAGCAUCCUCUGCGGCUUUCAGAUAUACUGCAGGGACACCAUACAAGGUCCCACCGACCCAGAGUAAUACUGCUCCGCCCCCCUACUCCCCAUCACCCAACCCCUAUCAGACGGCCAUGUAUCCAAUCAGAAGUGCCUAUCCCCAGCAGAAUCUGUAUGCCCAGGGAGCCUACUACACACAGCCCGUGUAUGCCGCCCAGCCCCAUGUCAUCCACCAUACCACGGUUGUCCAGCCCAACAGCAUUCCCUCUGCCAUCUACCCAGCUCCUGUUGCUGCCCCCAGGACCAACGGUGUGGCCAUGGGCAUGGUGGCAGGCACCACCAUGGCAAUGUCAGCAGGUACCCUGCUGACCACACCCCAGCAUACUGCAAUUGGAGCGCACCCUGUCUCCAUGCCCACAUACAGGGCCCAAGGAACCCCUGCGUACAGCUAUGUGCCCCCGCACUGGUAAAGCCUGCAGCCCAUCCAAAUCUGGAGUCACAUUGUAUGCAACUACUCGAGUCUUACACCGGUGCUGGAGCAGUCCCCUAGCAGCACCACCUCUAUUUGCAAGAAGAGACAACGGAAGUGCAAGGGUCACUUUAUGCAUCUUUAAUGGUUUUGAUUUUUAUUUUUGGUUUUUGUAAAAGCUGCUUUUUCUAAUCUCCUAGGAGCCUUCCCCUCGUGCCUCCCUCUUAGCCACUGCCCUCUGGCCCUAGCCCCUCUCCCUACCUAACCAGGCCCAGUCCUCUCUGCACUUCUUUCCUUCCCUAAGCAUCCUAUCCCUGGGAUCCCGGCCUGUUAGCAAACGGAGAGUGAGGUUUAUUGUGGUGGUUCACCUGAAGGCUAAAUUUAACAGAUGUGGCCCUCAGGUCUGGGGUAGGAACUUGGAGCUGUUGAAAAGGCCACAUCUCUGUUAGAUUGUCAUUUUCUAAGGCAAGAUUAGUUCAAAUACAAAGAAAUAUCUUCUGAGAACCAUCACAAGAGACCAAGAACAAACCCACCUGGUUAUGUAGCAAUGUUAUCAGCAGCUUCGUGUCCCCAGGCUUCUUACCUGGGAGAGCAGAGACUUUGGGGAAGGGUGGAGGGAGGGGAGACACUGGGGAAGUAGAGUAAAGACAGCGAAGGAGGGUGCUCGGCUCUCGUUUGGAAGGUCUCUGGCCACAUUACUGGGCCUGGACCUUUGGAUUUGCACAGUGAUGUUAACUGACCUGGCACUUCCUCCAGAGAUGCUUUGAUCUCAGACCUGCCAAACAGUUGCAUGGUGGUGGGAUCCCAGCAUCCAGAGGCUUCAGAAGGCCAGGUGUCUGCAUAAUCCCACCCUCAGCCUCUGGUACCCACCCUCAAGGAGCGUCCUCUUGAUGAGAGUGGGAACCGGUGACAUUUUUCCCUUGCCCUUCUGCCCUUCCCAGUGCCAGGUGCACGUGUCUGUCUGUGGGGCUGGCAGGCAGGCCAGGCUCUUGGUUACCUUGUGCCAUUUUACGGCCAAAGUGAAGGAACCACAUUCCAGGUGGGCGCUGGCAGUUCUGAAGGUCAGGAUUAGUGAAGGAAAAACAAUAGCAAUAAUCAUUUCAUACUCAUGGAACUGAAGGGACCUUAGCAUUCAUCAUCUCAUCCAUUCCCCUAUUUGACAGAUGAGGAAACUGAGGCCCAGAGAAGUGGAAAGGACUUCUCUGAAUCUCAUAGUAAAUUAGCAUUAAAUGCAGCCUUCCUACCUACUGGCAUUUUCCCUACAGAGAUUUUGCUAGGAAUGGGUCGGCUUGGUUUGUAAAAAUUAAGUCAGCAGUGCCCACAUCUGGUGAGCUCUGGAAUGACCUCUGGGCUUGUUUCUGCUCUUUUCCUUCACGGACUCCAAAGGUGAAGGUUGAAGCCUAGGCAGAGGCCGCAUAGGGCAGAUGGCAGGAACAGAAAUUAUAUUUGGAAAACCUGUGAAGACACCUGUAAUGUUCAUCCCGAACCUGACUCCACCUCCAGAAAAAGGAGCAGGUGGACUGGCUUGAAAGAGAGGCUGUGCCCUUAGGAUAGUAGCCCUUUAUUCCAAGAAGAGAGGAAGAAUGGGAGCCACCAAAAGAGAAGGACAAGGAUGAGGCCAAGCAGACACAACCACAUCUGGGAAAAGAAGAGGGAUCCCUGCCAGGAAAUGGAUCGGCCAGCCACCCUCCUGAUCCCAGCCAGCAGAGCCGGUAGCCUCACUGGGUGGAACAGGAAUAUCGUACUGUGUAAAAUUGGAUCACUGGCAACAUUUGAAACUCGAACUCUUUUCAUUUUAAAUUCAUGUGAACUUGGACAUCACCUUCCUAUUUCCCUUGUUCCACUAAAGGAAGAAAAAAAUGGAAACCCUUAACCUGGACGACCUCAAAAACAGUCUGAUUGUUCUUGGGAGGUCAGAGUUCAUCAGCAUCUGUAUCAGAGAGCCAGAAGUUAGGGCUCCUACUUUUCUGGUCUUCCAGGAACUUCAGGACCAGGAAGAAAAAGCUCAGCUGUUCUGGGGUGCUGACAAGGUUUCAGUUUAAAACAGUUUUCCAGUGUCAAUCUGCUUUUACAAUGACUUUUCCUGCCCUCUGUGGGUUUGUAGAGGUGGGUGAAGUUUGCUAGCGAUCAUGUUUGAAAAAAAUGCCAAACUAAUAACGGUGGUAAUAAUUAUAGGGUACAUUUGCAUGUGUCAGGUGCUUCAUGGAUGUCAAAGCACUUCACAACCUUUAAUGUACUGGCCCAGACAACAAGCAACAGGGUCAGUUAUUCCACCCACUUGACAAGUGAGGAGAUAGAUUCUAAAAGGAAAUGAAAUGGCCCAAAGUGAGCUGUAUGCUGCAGUCCUGGCAGCUUCCUAAAUCCUGUGGUCUCCAGAUGACCUGGUGGAGAAAAGAGACCUAGGAAUGGCCUUUUAACAUUUGUCCUUUCCACACCAGUAAGUAAAAGCUGUCUGUGCCCCUCACUGUUUGUGUGGGUGCCUGUUAUCUACUCAUAGAGAAUCCAAGGCUCAGAAAAGUACAGGGAUUUUUCUGGUAAGGAAUCCCCUCCCGGUCCUGUUCUCAAGCCUGAUUCACACAGACUCAUUCUGACGCGUCUAUGCUCUGCACCCUACCUUAGCCCUAGUCUGUGAUUCAAGAUCAGAAAGGCCCCAAGGUGAAAACUAAGUGUUGACAUGCUGUAGUCUGAAGAGCACGAGAGCCCCAGGUCAGCUGACCUUACCCUAUUGUUUGACAGAGGUCCACAAGUCUAGCCAAGCUUAAGGAGCAGAAGGACUGAGCCCCAGAGCACAGGGUUGUGUGUGCUCCGGGUUCGGUGAACACAGCUUCUGGCAAGGUCAUAGGUAGCUGGCAGGGGAACUCUAGGUAUCAUCUAAAUAUUGUGGAUGGCCCAGUGGUCAAGGUAUAUGAGACCAGAGCUGGAAGGAUCUCUUCGCCGUAGGGUAAGGGUUGUGCACAUGACAUCUUGAGCUCCCACACUGGUAUCACCGUACACUAUACCUUGUCCACACUCCUGCCUCUCCCCAGUGCAGAACUGGGAGAGAGGUGGCUCUGUUCACCAGCCUCUCUUGUCACCAUUUAAUCAUCUUCAUCUGCCCGGGGCCAGGAAAUCUGGAAACUGGACUACUUCCAGUGAGUGAGAACCUCAAAGUCUCUUGGCAUGCUUAAAAGAAACAAACAAAACAAAAACCCUACUUUUCUUCCUAUGAGAUAAAACACCUUUUCCUUCUUGUUAUCCCAGCAAUGCCUGAAAGGGCAUACCCUCCUCCCUGAGUGUUCAUCAGGGACACACAUCUAUCUGUCCAGACCCUUUUGUAUGUAAAGUACUUUGACACUGAUUGCCAAAACCUCUAAAGAGUGGAGGGGAGCUGUGCAUCAUGAUGCUAUUACGGGGUAAGAGACUUGCCAAAGGACACACAGCUCAUGAGUGAAAGAGCCAAGAUUUGAACUCUUGAUCUUUUGCUCUUCCUGCUGCCUCCUGAGUGUAAACUUGCUUGAAGAAGGAGAGGGCUGCCUGCUACCCCACACAGAAGAAGAGUCUAUGGAGACGUGGGGAGCUCCCAUCUAUCAGCUAAGCAGAUCUGUGAGAAUUUCUGCUUUAGGUCGAGACCUGUAAUAGGCAUUGGGGACCCAGAGGUAGAUCCACCUGGUAGCACAGAUGAGAAGUUGCCACAACAGAUCCAACUCAAAACAUUGAAAGUGACACUGUCCAGUACUGAAAAUGAUUGAGGACAGUAUCAAUCAGUAUCAUCCAUCUUUCAGCUAAGAGGCUUGCUUCUGGGAAGCCUGUACACUCCUGUCCAGAUCCAUCAAAGUACUUCAAAAGGACAUGGCAUAAACUUGAACUGCUGAAAGCAUGUCUAGACUAGAGGCUUGCUUAUACACCAGUGAGAACCAGGUCCUAAAGAGACUAACUUGCAUCCCGUCUAUCCCAGUGCUUUCUGGCCAUCCGGAUUGUUCCAAGUUUGAAACCUAGGGGUGUUUCUUUAGAAGGCUUGAUGCUCUGUUCUAAAUAGCCUUCACAAAUGAGUCAUGGAAGCAUGCGGAUAGGACCGGCUCCUUGGUCACCAAGUUCUGGCAUCCUUAUUGUGCAGACAUGACACAUCAAACUAGGGAUUGGCUGAGCCAGGCUUAGUUCCCUGCAUAUCACAUAUCUUGCCCCUGCUGUGUAUGGGCUCUGGCCUUCAUAGCAUUUGGGCUGGAUCACUUGUACCAUGUGUGACUCACUAGGUCUGCCUUUCCAUCUUGUGUUAACGGUAUCACGGCUGAGUGUGUGGCCUCCCAAGCUUGAGGGACUAGAGAAGGGUACUCUGGAUUGGAGUGGACAAAGGGGAGCAUGUCAGUGGAAGAAACUUAGCCAGACUCACUGGUCAGACAACACCCGAGCCUCUAGGCAGAUUUUGUGGAUAUGCCAGGCUGGCAGCAAGGCUUGUCCUUUUCCUACCCCCGUUCCCUCUCCUAGAAAAAACACUCAUGAAAUCUGGCAUUAUGUGGUUCCAGGACUCGUCCUUCAAAAUCCCAGUAGGUCAGCUUAAACAUUUCAUGGCCAAACUUGCCUGAGCCAGAUUUAGGUCCCACUCCGUCAGUUUCUCCUGUGGGUAUUUCCUAAUUUAUAUACUGUUGAUGCCAGCCAGAAGGCCAGCCAAGAACAUAGGAGUUAAAACUGGUUGCCACAGAGCCAAAGAGGAACAUAGAAGACAAAGAAGCACUUGCUUCUCUGUGGCUGCUACAUCAGUAGUCCUUAGGUAUCCCUGCUGUGGGCAGUGUGUUCUUUUAUCCAUUCCAGUCUGAGGGAUAAUUUUCUUUCCCACGAGAACAGGUAAGACAGCUUUGCAGAUAGCAGCAGCCCAUAGGAAUCGGCUUUGGGCUAGCAUCCUCUGUCCUUGACCCCAUCUCAGUCAUCCUCCAGGCUCCAGCCAUCCUCCUCAUGCAUGAAAGUCAGAUUCAAUGAAGAAUAGGACUGGCCCAGAGACCUCAGGUCAGCCACAUCUACUGGCUUGUGAACCAAGCUCUUUACAGGGUGAUGCAAGGCUAGGCCUCCUGCACCUUGGAGUUGUCUUUGAUCUUUGAAGGCCCAGGGCCUGUCCCCUUCCUGUCUUCAAGGCAUCUGCAUCCCUUUCAUAUCACAUGACAGAGAAGCUUGUUCUCAUGGCAUGUAACAUCCCUGUGAAGAGAGCGUUGUGUAUGAUUUUGUAUUUUUUAAUUCAUUUUAACCUACAGGUUGGAAUCUAAUUUUUAAAUUUUAUUGGAACUCACAUUUUAAAAACAAAUAAAAACAUUAAAAAUAAUAAUAAUUAUAAUAAUAAA